Acaulospora colombiana is the source of this 288-nucleotide messenger RNA. The record is from the annotation of a GenBank genome assembly. Lineage: Eukaryota; Fungi; Glomeromycota; Glomeromycetes; Diversisporales; Acaulosporaceae.
CACAUUCUUCCAUUCUGGUCGGGUGCUGAUCAUCACGACUUCCACCACAUGGCCUUCACCAACAACUAUUCGACUUCCUUCCGCUGGUGGGACCACCUCUUUGGCACCGACGACAAGUACCGGGCAUACAAGGCCAAGUUAAAGGCUGCCAAGGCCCAGGGCAAGGACCUCAAGAAGUACGAGCAAGAGCUACUCGAGGAGACAGAAAAGGAAGGUAUCAUCGCCGAGCAAAAGGCGGAACAGACUGGUGUAUGGAGCAAGGCUGCUAGCAAGGUUAAGGUUCAAUAG